GUAACUUCUGAUUGUUUUCUUUGGGGGUAUAUAAGGGGUUUUAGGGUAGUCGUGUGCCAGACACACAGCCACCAAAACCAGCGCGAGUAGCUUCUCUUCACUGAAGUGCUGCACAGGCGCGUGCUACUUCAUCUACAAAGCAGGGAACCACAAAAACAAUUUGUGCAGCAAGAGUCCAGGAUCCAGCAGCAAACUUUCGAAACUGUCAGGUGCAUGAACCUUCUCCCUGGAGCAUAACUAUUAAUUAAACCGAGCUGUGGGACGUAGUAAAAAAGGAAACUUAAGAAUGUACUCCGAAUCGGAGAGCGCUGAUUGCAAGGAGCAAAAUGAGGGGCUUGAAUUAUCCGAGUUUUCCCCGGAUCAGACAUUCUUGCUAUCUUCAGAAAGUGAGAUGGAAAUGUCACCAGAAAAGAAAACGCGUGAACAGGACUGUAAGCGCAGAUCUCGAGGAAGGAACAACAAGUGCAGCAAAACCCCAGAAACUUUAUUGAAAGUUAAGAAAUCCCGAAGAGUAAAAGCAAACAACAGGGAAAGAAACCGAAUGCACAAUCUAAAUGCAGCCUUGGAUUCUCUCAGGGAAGUCUUGCCCACUUUUCCAGAAGAUGCCAAACUGACUAAAAUAGAAACACUUCGUUUUGCUUAUAACUACAUUUGGGCACUUACAGAAACCCUGAGGUUGGCAGAUCAAGUAAGUGGAGUGUCAGAGAACUUUUUUCCCGGUCUCAGUUACUCCGAUUCUAUCCUAAUGACCCCGACAUCACAAAACUCUUCCGAUGCAUCCCCAUCCUCACCUUGGAGCUGUACUGCCUCCCCCUCGUCCUACACGUGCACUUUAUCUCCAGCCAGCCCAGUACACAAUGAUAUGGACUACUCACAGACAGAACGCAUAUAUACAGUGAACCAGGUGCACAGGGACUUCAUAUAAUCCACAUUCGUGCUCAUUUUAACAACCUCGAAGUACAUCAAUUUUAAUACUGUUAUCUAAGGCAAAAUCCAUGAAUUCAUGUUCUCAGUAAUUGCCUUUGUCAGUAGUAAUGUCAUUGGGAACAUGACGGCCUUUAAAAGACAGGAAGGACCGCUACAAACCAGUUUUGGAAACAUAACUGUUACUUUGUGUUUACAAAAUACUUUGAUACUUUUGACAUACUGAUCUAUUUUUAAAAUGUAAAAGAAAUGUAUUUUUACAAGUGCUGUUAAGGGUAUGACAUUGUUACUUAAAGUUGCAUUGUUGCAUCUUUUUCUUUCUCUCAGUUGAAGGCUGUGGGAAUUUCAACUGUCAAACCAAACUUUCUUUCUUUCUACCCCCAACUCUAAUGUGCACUUUGUUCGUUUUCCCAUGUUCCUUACAGAGACCUUUUUUAUUUUCUCUCCAGUUUUGCCAUCUGUCUUACAUGAUUUAUAUGAAAAAAGUUGUUCAGUGAAAUGGCCAGGUUAGAAGUCAUUGUAUAAUUUGUAGACUUUGUAAUGUCUGAAUGCAAGCGUGGAAAUCUAAGCUGAGCUCUCUAUCAAAAGCCAAAAAGACUGGAGAAAAAGGGGAAAUCAGGAGGGAGGAUUGGUUCAUGCAUUAUUUAUUCCGACAUCCCGGGGGGAUGUAGAAUUGCCUUUCCUUUACAGAGAUUAAAAAUAAAUCAACAGCAUUGGGAAGAGACAUGGAACAUUA
This is a messenger RNA of Protopterus annectens (West African lungfish), 1660 nucleotides long. It is a transcript of the gene NEUROG2, whose product is annotated as neurogenin 2. The record is from RefSeq and is a predicted model, not a curated record. The transcript has 2 exons. Gene Ontology annotation, molecular function: protein dimerization activity. The coding region runs from base 287 to 925 and encodes 212 amino acids. Lineage: Eukaryota; Metazoa; Chordata; Ceratodontiformes; Protopteridae.